Rotaria sp. Silwood2 is the source of this 4804-nucleotide messenger RNA. NCBI's taxonomy places the organism in Eukaryota, Metazoa, Rotifera, Eurotatoria, Philodinida, Philodinidae. The record is from the annotation of a GenBank genome assembly.
UCUAAGUUAUAGCUCUAAAGGUGUAUGAAAAAUGUAAGCGAGUAAAUUAAUUGUAUCUGCAACUCAAAGUGCAUGAAGUACUUGACGGUUUUCAUUUUUUUCCAUCUAGAAUAUACGACAUCACAGUUAGAGAAACGCUACGAAACGUUUUUAGAAAAACGAUCGUUUCACAGCGUUCGUAUUAGCAGAUGUGAAAUGCGUUAAACCGGUCAGCAUUAACGCGUUUCGCAACUAUGGAAAAAUGCGUUUUGAGAACGCGUUUUUUUCGCAGAAAUUUACGCCAUGGGCAGAACUAGUCUUACAUUUCCAGAGAGAGAAAAAAUUCAUUUAACUUCUUCUUGGUUUUUUGUUGCUGAUAAUUUCAUCAGAAUUCAUCUCCUUAAAGUGUUCAAGUCUUGUCAAGUAGCAUACAAUGAUAAAUUUAACAAAAAAGAUUUUCAAACAGUUUUUAUGGAAUUCAAAUUAUUUGUUCUGUCAAAGUGCAUUUUCUGUCCGUGACAGCGAUGUAAUACUAAAUCUACUAUAGGGUAUACAUUUACUUGAUUAAUUAAACAUGAUAAUACAUUAAAUUACUUAAUUCAAUCAAUGAACUCUUUACUAUUUAUGCAAAGAAUUAUGACUGAGACGGAAUGAUCGCGAUUUAUUGAACGAUCACCUCGUGAUUAUUUUACUCAAGUGGCUGUGGAUGACUACGAUAGUUCUUAUUAAUACUUCCGAGUAGAAUGUUGAAUAGAACAGAAAAAAAUAUUGACGUACUUGACUAUUAGAGUUGAAUGCUUUACUUGAUUCGUAUAUGCAAACAUGUACAUAAAGAAAAAAAACAAGAUUGUUUUGGUGUAUGCAUGAGUAUCAGAUCUCCACCAAUAGAAUGAUUCCGUCGGGAGUUGAUUUUAAAUGAAGCCUUAAAAUAUUAUUGCAAUUACAACUAAAUAAGCUUCUGGUUACAAUCGUAAGUUUCAAAUCUGUUAAUCCUUCUCAAAAGUCAUUCAAUCUCACAUCGCAUCGUUCGAGAAAAUAUUCUUUAGUUACUUAUUUUUCAAUGUGUAUGUAUUAGAUAAUGAGAGCUGUGAUUGUCGCUCGUUACUUUCUUAUUGAAACCUGUUUUUGAUCCUGAGUUCAUGAAACAUUAAUCAUAACGGUAGAUGAAUAGCUUUCGGCAUUGUCUACGUUUAAUAAAUUACAUAUGAUAGUAUUUGCAUAACUCGUCCAAAUAGUAGUCUAUCUGUAUCGUUUAAAAGCAAUAGAAUCUUUAUAUUAUUUCUUAGCAACACUAAGUUUGACUAUUAUUCACAACAGAUAAGUAUUUUCGUUUGUCAGUUGUCGAGAGUCGUGAGUUAAUUGUCAUUAAAGGGACUAACCUAUAAAGGCGUUAUAUUCGACAUGAUAAUACCAUUGAUGAUUUCGAUAGUGAUAGACACAAAAGAAAAUGCUCGCAGUAUUGCCACUUGGUUUCGAGCUCGAACUUUAUUAGCUCAGUUUCAUUUUAUAAAGUAACUACUAUUCGAUGUCUGUUACAAGGAGUUUCGUUUGAACAGAAAAUGUUUGUUUACAGACUUAAGAUAAACUAGGCUCGUAAAAAGAUAUCGUGACUCUAGUAAACAAGAAAGUAAGUGUUAAUUUCGUUUGUUAUUGUGUCAAAGAAAAAAGAGUAUUAACAAACGCAUAAUUAGUAAAAUCAGAUGUACUUUCUUCUUUUUAUAUAGUUUUCGGACAAAUAAAAAAUGCUCUGUCUGUUAUGUCUGUCAUGUUUUAUUUACAGUGAAAAGAUGUUGAAGUCGAUGACACUAUGAUUAGAUCAAAGUGUUACUCAUAUUAAUAUUGGGACCUUGUUCUGAUUGCACAAUUGCAUUGUUAAUCAAUCAAUAUUUAUUUAAUGACGGACUUAUCAACAUAGUCGAAUGCAUUGGUUGAGGCAAUGCAACCAAUGCAUCCAGUUUCAAGAGUUAUUGCACUCCUCUCUAGAUGUUUCACACUUUAGUGGUUCUCAUGGUUUUCUAAAUAUAAAGUUCUACUUUUUUUUUGCUUUUGCCUUGGAAAAGAAAGAAGCGACAUGAUUACACAAUGAAAUUUUAUACUAACGGUGAGUCAUUUCUUGGAUAUUAUCAAUCGAUCUUUCCCUCAGCUUCUCUCUUCACAAGGAAAAAAAUAUGUAAUAAAAGAAGGGAGAAAAAGAACUGAAAGAUGAGCGUUGGCGUCUGAAUCUCAUGAUGACAAUGCAUUUUUUCUUCCUCUUUUUCUCUUUCUAGACGUUGCUAGUAACAGUGUAUAUAAGAGCAUUCUUUUUUCUUCCACGUACCACAUUAUCUUUCAAUUGAAAAGAAUUUUUGUCGACGCAUGACUCAUAGAAUAUUAUACACGAACCAUCAAGACUCUGCCAAUGGUAAGUAAGAAUACAGAAUAUCUGUAUUUAAUUGAGUCAUGACAUUUGUGAAGUAGAUUUUUCAAUGUUAGUUCUUUCUUCAUUCGCUAAUCGUUAUUUUAAAGAAAGCUAAUAGCAUUUAUACAAUGUAUAUUUUUGAAGACAAAUACUUCAGUUUUUUAUUUUACGCGUUUAGUAGUGUAUGUGCGCCUAGAUAUUUACUACUAUAUUUUUCACAAUGAGCACCUACAGGACUGCUCACAAUUUUAAGAACAAUGUAUGUCUUUUUUUUUUGUCAUUGUAUUUUAAUCAUUUCCUUUACUUCUAUAAUUGAUGUUUGUCCGCAUUUGAGAAUCAUAUUCGUCAAUAUGAUGGCUGAGACUUUGAAAGAAUAUGUUCAAUGAAAAUUUGCCAAUAUUUUUGUGCUCGAAAUAUCAGAAAAAAAUCUUCGUUUUAUACAAUUUAGAUAACUUAUUUAAGUAAAUGAAUAGUGUCUACUAAAAAAUGAAAUUUCUUCAAGAGUUCGUUACGAUUUUCUCAAAAAUAAUAGACUUCUCCAAAUAUCAGUGACACAGUUUCAUAAGUACAACACUUUACCUUCUGAAAUUCUAAAUAUUGAAGUGCACCAAUGAUUUCAAGCCAUUUUGGCUUGAUCAAUCAAACUCAAUGAAAUUUUCAGCUAUAGCCUGUUUUUACUUCUCGUUUAUAGACAAUAUUGAGACUCCUCUACUGAGUUUGAUCAUAGAACGCUCUAAUCAACCUGACAAGAAUGUUCUACAAAAGUGAGAUUUUACUGGUUUAAAUUUUUCACAGGCCAAAAUUAACAAGUUUUUACUAAACUUCUGCAUGGUUUUCUAAACAUUAUAAUCCUAUUAAGAAAUUCGAUUCUAUAUUUGGAUAGACCUAGAAGUAACAUAUAUAAGACACAUUACUUUCAAGAAAGAAUUUCGAGUCAAUGAACAAACUCAAUUAAUUUAAUCCUUGGUUUAAUUAUUUUUAAAAUCUGCUUUCCAUAAGAGCUGACUAUAAAAGUUUAAUUCAGAAAAAAUGACUUGAAGACAUCCGAUCAACUUUUAUUUAUUUUUGUUGUUGGAAGAGCCGAUUGUACGAAAGAAUUGUUAAUAUAAUCAGCUUUCGUUAUUAAAAAAAUUUGUUAAAGACUUCUCCAUCAGAAUUUUUCAUAAUCGAGUUUUAACUGAAUAAUCUUAUCGUUUUUAAAACUUUGACAAUUCCAUUGUUUUAAAUAAAUGAGGACUAGUAUUGAAGCCUUGAAUAAUUAACAAAUAUAUAGAACCGUUUGUGUUCUGUCAAAUCUUGUUUUUUUUUUGUUUUUGGUUUCAAGCAAUAAAUGAUGCAGAUAAGAUCAAUCAAGAGUCUUCAUUGAUUUCAACAUUUCAUAUCGUAAUCGUCGGUGCCGGUGUUGCUGGUCUAACUUGUGCUAGACAUUUAACACAUUUACUCAAAAAGCGACCACAUAAAAUUACAGUAUUUGAAGCACGUGAUCGAGUCGGUGGUCGAACAUUGAGUAUACCUGAGCUCAAUCUUGAUUUAGGCGCAUCAUGGAUUUUUUCGUCUCACAUUGCCGCACUUUCACUUGUAAGAGAGCUCAAUAUCAGUACAAUUGAUCAGUAUGAAAGUGGAAUAUCACUCAUUAAUACCGGAAAUAAUGGUAUUCAGCGCAUGGCCUUAGGUAACAUACACUACGGUGCUAAACGUCUUAAAGGUGGAACAGGUAGUUUGUGUGCUGCAAUACUCGCUGAACUAACUACAAAAAGUCGAACAACAGUCAAUAUAGAACUUAACUCACCAGUUAUGUCUAUUGCAUACGAAACUAACAAGACUAUUAAUAUAAAAUUACGUAACAACAAUUCAAUAUCAGCUGAUUAUGUGGUGCUAGCUCUACCGCCCAAACUAUUUAUGCCGACUAUAAACUUAACACCAGAAUUAUCAUCAUCACUCAUCAAAGAGCUCAAUGGCUGUAGUACAUGGAUGGCAUCAACAUGUAAAGCUAUUCUACAGUACGAGCAUUCAUGGUGGAAGGGUCAAAAAUUAAGCGGAUUUGCUGUAUCACGUCAUAGAAAAGUUCAGGAGUGGCACGAUGCCAGUAGCAAUAGUUGUAAUGCUCUUUUUGUUUUCUGUUUGGCUGGUACAACUAAACAAGAGGUGAUUGAUGCGACUGUCAAAAUAUUCGGUAAUGAGGCAAUGAAUCCGACCGCUGUAUACAUAAUGGAUUGGAGUAAUGAAGUAUUUACAUCGUCGUCGACAAAUGAUAGUAUCGGUGGUCAUGCAUACGUCAGUAAUGAAUGUAGAAAACCACAAUGGAACGGUCGAUUGUGGCUAGGCAACAGUGAAGUUAGCAAUAAUGAUGGUGGCUUCAUCGAAGGAGCUGUUCGAAGAGGCACACAAGUGGCUGAUCAGCUUGCAGAAUCGAUUAUUGGAAAAUGA